AUGUCUUUUAAGCCUGUCUCUGCAAAUGCAACCAAGCUUUGGGAGCAUAAAGGACUCAAGCAGGUGGCCGCUAAUUCAAAAGGUACCUUCUUUUUUCGUUUUGAUAGUAUGGAUUGUUGUAAGAAAAUUUUGGCUGGAGGUCAAUGGUACUUAGCAGGGAAGCCAGUGUCUCUUCGACUAUGGGAGCAAGAGGCUCCAAAAUCUUCAAAUUCACCAACCACCAUGUCAAUUUGGAGUAGCUUCUUCAAUGUACCUUUUGAAUAUUGGUCUGCCACAGGCUUAAGUUAUAUGAGCAGUGCUGUCGGAAAGCCCCUCUUUGUUGAUGAGAACACUAAGAACAGAAGUAGAGUUGAUUAUGUACGCAUGUGUGUUGAAAUUUCACCUGUUUCCCCACUACCAGCCUCAUUUCAAGUGAAUUUGGGGGAUAGGAUGGAAAAUGUGAGGGUACAAUACCCUUGGAUCCCACAUAAAUGUGCCAAAUGUCUUCUUUUUGGGUACUCCUCCGAGGAAUGUUGUGCAGGGCAUAUGGAAUCAGAGCCUCCACUGAAUUUUCCACCAGACUUAAACUCUUGGCAGCUUGUUACAAGAAGAGCUAUUAAAAUGUUACCAGUAACUCAGCCUCAAGUGAAUGUUGCCAACACAAACAAUGUCCCCAUUUCCAGUAACCAAACUGCACUGACACCAUUGCCUAACCCUAUCCGUCUUCUUGUUAAUGACCAUUCAUUAUCCACUGCAACCAAUAUGAAAGCCAUUAAUUUUGUCAUAGACCUCUCACCCUCUAAUCUCAAAACCAGCAGGAAAAAACUAGUUACCUCACCCACAACAGCAGUUGUUUCAAACCAGUUUGAAUUCCCCCAGAGGACAAUCUCAACAUUGAUAAUAAUUACUCAGUGGAUUUGGCAUCUUCUUCAGAGGGGGAAACCUUCUCCAGUAGCAAUGAUCCAACCUUUUCUCCUGCAGUGGAAAGGCUGCUGA
Molecule: messenger RNA, 975 nt
Organism: Cornus florida
Lineage: Eukaryota; Viridiplantae; Streptophyta; Magnoliopsida; Cornales; Cornaceae
Exons: 2
Coding region: 1-975 (324 amino acids)
Source: RefSeq, a predicted model, not a curated record